Messenger RNA from Myxozyma melibiosi, 5983 nucleotides. RefSeq names its product CNH domain-containing protein. Lineage: Eukaryota; Fungi; Ascomycota; Lipomycetes; Lipomycetales; Lipomycetaceae. Bases 63 to 5543 code for a protein of 1826 amino acids. The transcript has 3 exons. Gene Ontology annotation, molecular function: guanyl-nucleotide exchange factor activity. The record is from RefSeq and is a predicted model, not a curated record.
AUACACGAACGACGGAUUCACCAAAUCCACGAUCGUCAAAAAGAAAAGCCAGCAGUCACUAAAUGCGUUCAGCUGCUGAUCGGCGAGUCCCGCCACGAAGAGCGGACUCGUUCGACAACAACAGAAAACUGGAUCCUGCAGGACCGCCCUUGCCGCCCAAAGUCCCGCUCCAGCAGCAAUCUAGCUCCACCGCCGGCCGCGCCAACGAUGAGAACGUGAAUCCGGAUUACAGCAGCAGCGCGAAGGAUUUUAGCAGGUAUGGCGGGCUUGUCGGGAGUUUACCGCCAACACCGGCGCCUGUGAAAGCGAAACCAGUCAGUACGCAUGCUGUACGCGCGAGUAAUGAGCAUCUCAGGCCGCAGCCCAAUCCUCAACCUCAACCUCAGAACAUGCUCCGGACGUGGUCCCAACACCGGCAGGCAUAUCGAGCGCCAAUCAACUAUGACGCCGAUAGCACGGUUGGAUCGGGUUCUGAUGACGAUGACACGCUCACGCACGUCUCUACCGGUACCGAGCGUCUGCCUUUCAUUCGAGAAGAGACUCUGGGACCGCCUUUUGAACGACGACCGAGCUCUAGACAACCUACGCAGGUGCAGCACACGAGAGAAUCCCAUGUCCCGCCUCUGCCUCCCAAGGGAACUCCAAUUACCUCAAAGCAGCCUUCCUUGAGAUCCUUCCAGCAGCAACAGCAACCUCAAAGUACACCGUCCCGACCGCUACCGAAGCAGUCGUCAACACCCCCGGUGUCGACCCCUCCUUCUGCUCUUGCUCAUCGAUCGCUGCCGACAACACCACAGUCAAUCAUCCAAUCCCCUCCUCUGAUCCCGCCGCACGCGACCCAAGGCAGAUCGCCCUCGCCCACGAAGCAGUACUCUCCAGCUAGUCCGUAUACCCGACGACCAAUUACUACGUCGCGUCAUCAGACCUUCCAAUCGACGCUGCCGACUACGCCCACGGGACGAUCCCCACCCAUGCCGCCAGCUCCUCAGCACGCGCCUCCGCAGCCUCCUGUACCUCCUCCGCACAGUUUCAAUAAGCUCGGGCUCGACUCUUUCAUCCCCGAGGACUCGCAAGACAGUGGACAGGACUCAGAAUGGGCACCGCGGGAAGAUCUGAAGUACAUGUCGUUAUCCGAUCUGAAGCAGAAACUGCCUUCUGCGCAACCUCAGCCUUACGCUGCACGUCCGUCACUCAAUCUCGAUACGACUACGAGGAUUCUGCCAAUGAACCCUAGUCUCACCUCGGUCUCUCCUUCGCGCUCUUCUCAUAGCUCGCCUUUGACGCAUCACCAUCUAUCUACCCCUCCUUCAUCUACUCGCGAGUAUGACGACUACACACGACUCCCUGCUGCCGCCGGCAUGCGUAUAUCAGACGUAUCUCCCACGCGCAGCGCAGGUUCAUACUCAAGCUCCCCAGUCAAUCUAUCACCCGCCCGGUCAAAUGACUCAAGCAGAAGCCCAAACUAUGGCUCCUCGCCCGGUGAAAUGAUGUCUGAUGACGAGCUCUACCAAUCUCGAGGGAGGUGGUCGCAGUACCAAACCCAGUCCUCGCCAGUGCCGUCUCCGCCGAGGCACAGCAGCGGAUUUGGUUAUGGCAAUCGCAACUCGACUGGAUAUUAUGACUUUGACAGCUCACCUUCGUCAUACGACAAUAACGCUUCUGCAAUCCCACCGACCCCGCCACCCCAUACUUCGUUCUGGAAAUCUGAUUCCUCCCCAACCCGCUCUCAUCAACCAAAUUAUCCCGCGCGGGCAAAUACUACGGGCAGAGUGCCGUUGAGUGCCGACGGAAAUCUGAGGGCGCAAUGCGUCAAUAUCGUCGAUUCGGUCCACCGACAGGAAAGAAGAGCGCACGGAUCACUUCCAGGUGGUAUCUAUGAGGAGACAGAUGAGGAAUAUGGGUCGCCGUUUAUGGCAGGAAACUUCCAACGAGACUUCUACCAGACAGAGGUAUACGACCCAGCAGAUAGGUCUCAGCUCGAUCUGUUUAACGACCCGGAAGAUAUGGAGUAUGAAGAAUAUUUUUUGGAAGAGGAAAACCCUCGAACUAGCAUCAUUCCGGUCGCAGGAACAAAAUACGAGUAUGUGCCGGAGCCUCAGGUCUAUGGUGAGGAGUACGAAGAGGGGUCGGACUAUUAUGAGCAGACGCCUGUACCAACGGCUCCUCUUAAUAUUGUCAAGCCACCUGCUCCCCCACCAAAACCUGUUCCGGCUUCGCCUGUUCAUUCUUCGCCUGUUCAUUCUUCACCCGUUCAUUCCUCGCCUGCUCAUUCUUCACCUGUUCAUUCUCCGUCUACUCAGUCCGCUCCGCCUCCGGAAUCUCGUCCCGAAUCACCGACCGAGUCAGCGACAUCGACACAUGCUGAUAAUAAUGCGAUGAAGCGGUACGGUCUACCGACGUCGAUUCCUGAUACGAGUUUCCGAGCCGGGUCGAUUCUCCGUCAUACUGCACCUUCAGACACUGAUCGCACAAAAGCGAACGACGACAGCCUACGACCGUGGGCGUUGUCUGAUGUCUACAGAUCCGUUCGAAAGAUUAUGUCACAGGAAGCGAACUUCAUGCGCGAAGAAACCGUCAUCAGCAGCAUGGGUGAGCUAUUCAAGAAGCAGCUGCCGAUGCUAAACACGAUUGUCGCUGAAGAUUGCGCGAUCGCGAUGAUCAACUCAUUCAUGAUGCAUGGGGUGAUGGAGCGGAUUGGCGUUCACGUUCGUGUGCCAGAGGACGACGAGAAAGAUUACCAGACAAAACUUGCAGAUAUGUCGGGCGUGCUUCCUUUGCUCGCCGGCCAUGGCUGCUAUUCUCAGUGCUGGCGAAUGAAGGAGAGUGGUAUUUCGAGCUACAGAUGCUACUCAAAGACGUGCUCGCUGACCGCCCGCAAAGCAGAGACGAGAAAAGUGUCUAUGAAGUCGUUGCAGUCGGCUGAUAACUGGUCCGAGGCGGUGCCGGAGGAUGUCAAGGCCGGGUUGUCAAAGACGGAGAUUGUGCGGCAAAACAUCAUGUUUGAGUUCAUUGCCUUGGAAGGACAGUAUCUGGCGGAUGUGAAGGCACUUUUGAAGAACUUUCGAGAUGUGCUGCUCACGCCAUCGGGGACCAGACAGCCGAUUGUCUCCAAUCCCAAGAAAUUUGUGAAGGAUGUGAUUCAGAAUUCGGAGGAGAUCAUGAAAGUGAACGACAAGUACCUGUACCAGCCGCUUCUCUUGCGACAGCAGGAGGAUUACGUCGUCAGUGGAAUCGGCGAUAUCCUCAUCAACUGGAUCAAAAAGGCCUCAGGCCCCUACAUCAAGCAUGGUUCAGGUCUCGGCCGAGCACUAGAGUUGUACAAUGACGAAAAGAGCACGAAUAUCAGGUUUGCGCAGUUUGUGAGCGACUUUCUUUCCAAGCACCCUCGAAGCGGUAUAUUGGCUGUUCACACGCGGUUAGUAAGAUAUCCACUUCUGAUCCGGCGGAUGAUUGACGAUGGACGGCCGAUGGCUAUGGAAAAGACGUUUCUCGAACGAGCUUGCGGUAGCUUAUCAGAGCUUGGCCAUAGUUUUCAGACGACGUUCAGUACUGCCCAGCGCCGAUAUAUCUUGCAAGAUCUUGAGGACUCGAUCCGAUUCCCAGAUUCGAGAUUCCGAAGAAAUCUAGAGCUGGACUCGAAGAACCGGAAGAUCAUGAUGCGAACCGCUAUGGAUAUACGGAUUGGCAAUGGGAAAAGGCAGGCUUUGUUUAUGAUUCUACUGGAUAAUUUCUUGCUCAUCACUAAAGAGAUUACAACAAACGUGAACAAAGUGCGCUACGACGUCGUGACCACGCCGAUCCCCAUCGAUCUGCUUAUCCUUGUCUCUGCCUCGGACGAGGGCGCGUCCACAUCAGGCUUUAUGAAUCUGCCAAAGUCGGCGACGAUGCCGAACCUCAGCGGCGCAAUGUCAGGUUCAUCAGCCGACGAAUCGACAAAGAAAGCCGAGAACAAGACGCUCUAUCCAUUCCGCGUGCGGUUCCUUGGUCGCGAUGGCGGCAUGUACACUAUGUAUGCCAAGACGAGCACGAUCCGCGAAAACUGGUGCAGCUCAAUCAUGCUUGCGAAGAACAAACACGCGCUAUCGCUGGUUUCGCUGCGAAGCGAGCCGUUUGCUUUAGAGGUUGUGUCGGACAUGGCUUUUGCGUAUGACGGCGCGCCUCCUGAGCUGCCGUUGAUGGCAACGGGUACCGCGAUCGAGCGCGCGCUGAGGAAAGCCGAGUCGGACCAGAGCAUACCGGCGCGGAGCACGGCGGAGCCUAUGAUCAAGUCGCGGGUGAAUUGCGCGGCGUCGUUUUAUACUGAAGAUCUAGGUGCCUAUGCGCGAGCGAUGACGUCUAACAGUCAGUCGCGAAAGGCGUUCGUGCUGGUCGGAUGCGAGUUUGGUGUGUAUCUGUCGGACGGUACGUCGCGACUAUGGGCUCCGGUGUUGGCGCUGCCUAAAGUUCGACAGAUACAAGUUCUGCCAGAGUUUGGACUUGCGAUUCUUCUCUCGGAUAAGACGCUGAUGGCUUAUAAUCUUGAAGCGCUGCUUGUUGCUAACCCGUUUGAGCUUGCGAAUCAUCUGCUGAGUCCCGCCGCUCGAGUUGAGAAAUGGCUGGCGACGAAGAAGGAGGCGGAAGUGCUGGCGCUGAUGCCGCAGCAGAUCAGCGAGACGCGCGAGAUUGCAUCGUUUUCGAUUGGCGUGCUGCAUGGCCGCACGGUGAUUGUUUGCCGCAAGCGGCAGCAGACGACGACGGCAGCGGGAUUGGUAUCUGGUGACGACGGCGUGUCUAUUUUGAGGGUGUAUGAGCCUAUCGCUGGAAAGUCAAUCACGUUCUGGGCUGAGGAUAUCGCGCAGCCUGCAAGUGAUGGAGCGGCAAGAUAUGAGCGUAUCUUGGGCUUGCGCGGGGAUGUGAAUGGGUAUGCGGGAUUGAAGAGCGGGAAAGACUUGAUGCGCGAGACAGAUUUGAUUAGUACACCCAAGCCAUGUCUUGACACUACGGUUCUGAAGAAGAUGAUUGUGCUUCACACCGUGAAAGGCUUUGAGAUUAUGGGGUAUCCGAGCAGACUAUCAGCGGCUGUGCCAGACUUGAAAACCGGGACAAACGACCAUAUCCGCAAGUUGCUAUCAAGCUCGCACGGCGGUCGCCCUGUACCACUUGGAUUCUUCAAGGUGUCUGAUAACGAGUUCUUGCUUGCGUACUCGACACUGUGUCUUAAAUGCGAUCGGACGGGCACGUUGUCGAAAGGACGAGUGAUUACGUUCAACGGACGGCCUAGACAGGUCACGUUCGCGAAGCCGUACAUCUUGGGAUUUGACAAGGACUUUAUCGAGAUCCGGCACGUGGAAAGCGGUGAAUUGAAACAAGUCAUCACCGGGACCGAUAUCAGGUUAGUGAGUGCGCAGACAUAUGUGGGAGCACCGAAUCGGAGAAGUGCGCAAAAAGCAGGGUUGGCGAGAGCAAGAGAGGAUAUUGUGUUUGUGAUGGCGCAUCCUGAAGUUGCGGGACGGCAGUUGGUGAUGAGGAUUGAUUUCAACCGGGAGAUGAUUGCUUCGGCUUGAGCUUUUUUUUUGUUUUUACAUUUAUACCUUUUGCUUAUGUGCACCGACAUUUUUUUCUUAUGUAUAGUUUGUAUCACUGGAGUUUUGCUUAUUUGCGAGUAUGGUAUAGGGGAUCUGUUGUAUAUUAUAGAAUAUGAUGGUGUAGAGGAAGACGAAAAGAGAUUAUUGCCAUUUCCCGAUCGAGGUGAGCCUCCGGCGGAAGCAUAAAUGCCAAGGACUUUGGGAUGUGAGAUAUCGCCCGAUAAGCGUAAUCUUGCUGAUUGCUGGUUUUAAAUGGUCGAUUGUCAAGUAAAUAGAGCAGAGGAUGUUUGAGAAGGAAUACAAUUGCGAUGGUAGAGGAUUAGUAGUUAUUAGACGUAGGAAUAGUAAUUGACAGUUGGAGGGGAGGUGGUGAAAUGAAGGAGGGCGACGGAAAAGCCCGAGGACUCAUCUUUAUCGCG